Messenger RNA from Brachypodium distachyon (stiff brome), 900 nucleotides. RefSeq lists its product as uncharacterized. The record is from RefSeq and is a predicted model, not a curated record. NCBI's taxonomy places the organism in Eukaryota, Viridiplantae, Streptophyta, Magnoliopsida, Poales, Poaceae. Gene Ontology annotation, biological process: root development; shoot system development. The coding region runs from base 54 to 749 and encodes 231 amino acids. The transcript has a single exon.
CUAUCCUUCUCCUCUCUUGAACCACAAUACAUAGAAAAGCUUCAAGAUCAGACAUGGCUUUCCACCUAAGAUCGAUAAGUUUACCUUCUAGGCCUCAGGCCAGUGAGACCGAAGUUGAGAAAGAGCUGCUCAGCGUAGAGGCAAGCAUCUCUUCCUCCACCACCAUCAGCACGAUGUGUGAUGGUCUGAGGAGGCUUGGAGACAUCUACACUGUUGUUGAAGAGAUUGUUUGCUUGCCAAGCUCCUCUCAGCAGAGGAAGAUGUUGGACGGAGAGAUGGAAUGCUCUCUUGAGCUGUUGGAUCUCUGCAGCACCAUGCAAGAGAUCUUCGUCGAGAUGAAGGCCAUCAUCCAAGAGCUGCAAGUGGCUCUAAGAAAAGGAAAUGAUGCAGCUGCUCAAGCCAAGAUCCAGUCCUAUACUCGCUUGGUGAAGAAGGCCAAGAAACAUUUCAAGAAGACUGCGAAGAAGAAUACUUCUGCAGAUUGCAGAAUGGUCAUGCUGUUGACCAAGGCCAGAGAGAUCUCUGUCUCUCUGCUGGAGUCCACAGUCCAGCUCUUGUCAAAGAAAAUCGAGAUUCCUAAACAGUCUCUUAUUUCCAAGGCAUUUCACAACAAGAAGGCAGUUGUUUGCGAGGAGGAGCAAUUGCAGGAGUUAGAGUGCAGCAUCGGAGGUCUUGAGAAUGGAGCAGGACACCUGUUCAGGAAAUUAGUCCAGAGCAGAGUUUCUCUCCUCAACAUUCUUAGCUCAUAGAUACUCCAUGUCACUCUUGGCGCCCUGUGAUUGGCAUCCGCCUUUUUGAGGAUUAGCUGAUCUUGGCACAAUUUUCCCAUAUGUAUACAGUACAAAUGUACAGAAAAUUAUAGAAGGAAAAACUAAAGUUUUGAUCCAUUUCAUGCUUGAA